AUUCUGUUAUAUUUUAAUUAUACAUUUUACUAACAAGAACUAAUUCCAAUAGUAUCCUUGGCUCUUAGAGGAGACACUGUCAUUGAAAAACCUUGGUCAUCAGUCUGGUGAAUCCCUAUUUUUAGGAUUAGGGUCAUUCCUUUACAUUCUUGUAGAUCUAUUCAUGGUCUGUAUGGUAGAGUGUGUGUGUGUUAAAUGACAGGACAGCUGUCUUAGGUGAGGAGUAAGGAGAAACUAUAUUUGGUUUUUACUGUGAUGCAUGGCCUGGUCACAAAAGAGUUUGUACAGAAAAAACAUGUAUUGAGGUUUUCUCAUACAAUAAUAGUAUAUAUAUUAUACAUAUAAAUAAGGAAAGGGGUGUUUUCUCUUGAUGUAUUUUGAACAUAUAAGGUUUUGUGAUAAUUUAUGUAUAUUCAUUUAAGAAAGAGUGAUUGUUUUAUAUAUCAGACACCAUUUACAUUAUCCUAAUGAAUGGUCAUUUGGACAUAUGCCAAAAGUAAUCCUCUACUGCCCCCAAGAGGGGUAGAAACUUUGGAAGAAAAUAAAAAAACCUACCACAACCUAUUUCUAGGAAAGUACUAAUAUGGACUUAACCACAAGUGAUGGGAGGAUCUAGAGGUGUUCAAUGCAUUUGUAUUGGACUGAAAAAGUAUAUAAACUGACCUUCAAGCUAAGAAGAUCAGAGAGAGAAAACCAUCAAUAAGAAGGAGCAACUCUUCUAAAGGAUUUUGUCAUCAAGGACUGCUCUCUCUCUCUCCCAUUACCAGCACAUGAAGAUCAACUGAGGUUGUAUACCUGUUUUGCAAUAACUGAAUUUAUCAAAUAAAUAAUCUUUUCUUUCAAAAGGCAUAACCCUCUGAAUUUUAUAAAGAAGUACAAAAUAGGAGCAAUAUCCAAUUUUGUUGGCGAGCAGUUAUUUUUCCUACAUAUUUGGCUAAAGCCAGCCAGGUUACAGAAAAUCCUUCAUUUUGGGACACCAAUCCACUCCUCUGAUCAGGUGAUAUCAAUUGUUUUUAAGACUGCAAACACCUGUGUUUUUUUUUUCGUCUUAAAAAGGGGGGAGAAGACUGUCUGUACUAACCCAAAUCAUACAAGACUAAAGGAUUUUUUGUUUAAAAGAACUGUAUUCUGAAAGCCCAGGAAGAGGUUUUCUAGAGUAAGGAAAAGGCCCAACAGAGAGAUUUCCUAGUUCUGCUGUUAAGCCCAGGAAGAGGUUUACAGAACAAGAGCCCAGGAAAGGUUCCAAAGCCUGAACUGAAGGCCCAGGAGAGGUUUUCAGGAAAAGAAAAGAAAAUCAGUGGCCACUGUACAAUUUUCCCUUGGAUCCAGGUAGAGAUUCAAGAGGCGCAGCUGCCAAGGUUUCCUUGAGUGUACAUAAAGAGGAAAGUCUGUGGAGCUACGAAAGACAUACCAGGAAAUGGCGAUAUAUGGAAAAAACAACUUUUAUAACAACAGGAAGAGACAAGACCAGAAUACUUCAUGGAAACCAUUGAUCAUUGGUUGCGUAAUUCCUAUAGUGGUGAUGACCAUCGUGGCGAUUCAGUGCAUAUCAAAUGAUUUGCAUUUGGAGAUUAAAGACUUGGCAAAAAGGACAAGGAGAGAAGAAAUAAUGUCACAGGAGGAGAACAUAUCGGAUUUAAAAUGGGAUUCUAUGGAUUCUGUGGUUGAAUCAGAGGUUAAAGGUGAAUUAUGUGUAGGAAGCGAGAAGGGUCCAGUAUUAACAUGUUGUGUAAAAGUACAAUUUAGUAAAGGAGAUGAAUUAGAUGUUAAUGUAACAGUUGGACCUAGAGGAAAAUAUCAAUGGAUGAAAGGGUUUUAUAUGCAUAAUAAUGAAUACAGGGCUAUGGAAUGCAACAUUGAGGAAAAGGUUUUCUGGACCAUGUUUAUAAAAGGUCACCAACCCAUUAAAGUAAACAGUAGUCCAGAAAUAGGUGAAACCCCUUUAACAAAACAAGGAAGUUUACAACCUCUGAAUAUUUAUGAUGUACGAUCUUGGAUAAAAUAUGUUGAACCUGAGAAAAUACAAGAAAAUAAUAUUUCUAGUGAUGAUAUUAGUAACAGAGAAUGGCAGAUUCAAAUUAGUAGAGAAUUUGCAUCAGUAAAAUUAGGAUUAAUAUUUACUGAAGUUGAGAUUGUGUUUCCAAAUGUGAAUGUAUGGCCAAAAAAAAUAAAUGUACAAGAAGGCCAUAACAUACGAUUAAGUUGUAAUGUGCAAUUACAGUUACCUUAUGGAUCCACAAUGUCAUGGUCAAAAGGUAAUGAUUUUCGGGGUAGUGUAUCCUAUGGUUCGCAGGUUGUUAUACAUAAAGGCAUAGUUGGGAAAGUGGAAUGGUCUAAACAAAAUUUCACUUAUAGUCUAACAAAUUUGAAAGUAUCAGAUCAAGGGGAAUAUCAAUGUUGCAUAAACAUAGUAAAUCAGGAAAGAUGUAGCCAAGUCAAGAUUGUGGUCAAUCCUCACCCUGCGAAUAUAACUUGUGUAAAUAAGUCAUUUAUUCCAUCAAGUCCAUUUCAGAUAAAUUAUUUCCAUUCUAAACCUUUGUUAAUGAAUGGACAGUUUAUGACCAUAAUGUGGCAUUUUAAUUUAUCUAAUUGGAAAAUUUCAUCGAGAUUUCCACAGUGUAGCAAAUAUCUUAUAAAUAUGGAACAAGGUAUGGAGAAUUGCUUUGGUAAAAUGAGUAAAAAUAUAACCAGAUCAAAGAGAGAUUUAAUAGAAAAGGUACUUGGAGGUAUAGGUACUUUGGGUACUAUAACCAAUAGUAUGGGAAUAAGUUCCCUACAGAAGAAUUUAGAAAAUGUUGGAUUGUUGGACAGCAAAGCAAUGUAUGUUAAAAGAGGAUUGAAUCAGAUUCUAAAUAAUAUGAUUGUGAAAACAGCUUCUGUUUUCGGCCCUUCUGUAUUACACCUCCAAGACAUAACAAUAGGUCUAUUGAAUAGUGAGAACGCUGCACAAGUUUCAAGAAUUUGUAUGGAAAUCCAAAUGGAAUAUUCGACUGAUUUUAAAGUUAUUGCACAAGCUUUGCAGGGUGGAAUUUCUCCUUUAGGCAUUAGGAAUAGUUUACCCAAAGAAUAUAAAAUAGCCUUAAAUCAUGUAGAUUUAUGGGUGAAUAAAUGGAUUGGGUGUAAAAAUUCUGAAUGCCUAGGAACAUCAUUAAUACCCAUAGCAGGGGAAGAAGUACCAUUAUACUCCAUGAGUGUUUUAGGAAUUCCUAUAAGCCAGUCCCAAUUAUUAUAUUAUAAUCUACAGUUUAAUGAUUUUAUUGUAAAUUCAACAGCUGAAAACCCGGUUCAGGUGGAUUUGUCUGCAUGUUUACGGUUUAAUUCAAAGGUAUUAUGUUUACCUCACCAGUUAAGACCAAUUUAUCAUUCAUGUUUUCAUAAUCAUUCUACUUGUACUGCAAGAAUUGAAGAUAUGAAAUCUCCUUUUGAAUUGGUAACACCUUUACAAGAAACAAAAGUUUGUUUACAGGUAAUGGCUAAAACUGAAUUAGUAAAGGUAUAUUUUUCCACUUGCACAGAGAUAGCGGAAUUGGAAAGAGGGUUAUAUUGUAUAGAUAAAAGUCCUUUAGGAAUACUUUUACAAGGAAUUCUGGUUAAUAUUCCUCAAAUAUUAACAACAGAUAUAGCUUCAAAUCCUUUUCAAUUUAAUAUCUCCCUUACAAAUGAGUUUCCAUGGUUAGAGUGGGCAAAACAAAUUCAGAAAGAUGAAGGCCUAUUGCAUAUGUUGGAAAAAAGGUUACAAAAGACAGAAAUUAUUUUCCAGCAUGAGCAAGGGAAAUUAAAGGAGAUAGAACAUGAAUAUUCAGAGAUGUCUGGGUCUUCCUGGUGGAGGAAGAUGACAAAAUCAGUAAACAUGUGGUCAAAAACAUCUGUAGGAACAGCUGUUGGAAAUAUUCUCAUUCACCCAUUAGUUAUUUUGUUAUUGAUUAUAUUAUUUUGUAUAGGAUUACAAAUGUUUGUAAUGUGUAAAACUAGAUACAUGUAUAAUCAUUUAAAAGAAGUUAUUGAACAGAGCGGAAUAAUUUUCAAGCAAAUGGUAUAUAGGAAGGCCGAACCUCCAUGCCUCUUAGCUAAAACAGCUGAUUCAUGUCAAGUUUAAAUGUGAUACGGAAGGUGUAUGGAUGAAUUUUCCUAUUUCAGACCAUGAAAAGGGGGACUGUAAGAUUCUGUUAUAUUUUAAUUAUACAUUUUACUAACAAGAACUAAUUCCAAUAGUAUCCUUGGCUCUUAGAGGAGACACUGUCAUUGAAAAACCUUGAUCAGUCUGGUGAAUCCCUAUUCUUAGGAUUAGGGUCAUUCCAUCUUUGUAGAUCUAUUCAUGGUCUGUAUGGUAGAGUGUGUGUGUGUUAAAUGACAGGACAGCUGUCUUAGGUGAGGAGUAAGGAGAAACUAUAUUUGGUUUUUACUGUGAUGCAUGGCCUGGUCACAAAAGAGUUUGUACAGAAAAAACAUGUAUUGAGGUUCUCAUACAAUAAUAGUAUAUAUAUUAUACAUAUAAAUAAGGAAAGGGGUGUUUUCUCUUGAUGUAUUUUGAACAUAUAAGGUUUUGUGAUAAUUUAUGUAUAUUCAUUUAAGAAAGAGUGAUUGUUUUAUAUAUCAGACACCAUUUACAUUAUCCUAAUGAAUGGUCAUUUGGACAUAUGCCAAAAGUAAUCCUCUACUGCCCCCAAGAGGGGUAGAAACUUUGGAAGAAAAUAAAAAACCUACCACAACCUAUUUCUGGGAAAGUACUAAUAUGGACUUAACCACAAGUGAUGGGAGGAUCUAGAGGUGUUCAAUGCAUUUGUAUUGGACUGAAAAAGUAUAUAAACUGACCUUCAAGCUAAGAAGAUCAGAGAGAGAAAACCAUCAAUAAGAAGGAGCAACUCUUCUAAAGGAUUUUGUCAUCAAGGACUGCUCUCUCUCUCUCCCAUUACCAGCACAUGAAGAUCAACUGAGGUUGUAUACCUGUUUUGCAAUAACUGAAUUUAUCAAAUAAAUAAUCUUUUCUUUCAAAAGGCAUAACACUCUGAAUUUUAUAAAGAAGUACAAAAUAGGAGCAAUAUCCAAU
Xenopus laevis (African clawed frog) is the source of this 5047-nucleotide messenger RNA. RefSeq lists its product as uncharacterized. Bases 1418 to 4096 code for a protein of 892 amino acids. The record is from RefSeq and is a predicted model, not a curated record. The transcript is spliced from 2 exons. NCBI's taxonomy places the organism in Eukaryota, Metazoa, Chordata, Amphibia, Anura, Pipidae.